Messenger RNA from Rotaria sp. Silwood1, 492 nucleotides. NCBI's taxonomy places the organism in Eukaryota, Metazoa, Rotifera, Eurotatoria, Philodinida, Philodinidae. The record is from the annotation of a GenBank genome assembly.
AUGCCGGGUGUAACAGAAAAAUGCCCUGCCUAUUCGGCUUUUUUUGGCUCUAUGGGUGCCACUGCAGCUGUUGUAUUUAGCGCAUUGGGUGCCGCUUAUGGUACAGCUAAAUCAGGUUGUGGUAUAUCAGCUAUGGCUGUUAUGAGACCAGAAUUUAUUAUGAAAAGUGUCAUUCCUGUGGUUAUGGCUGGUAUUAUUGCCAUUUAUGGUCUAGUCGUUGCUGUACUUAUUGCCAAUAACAUUGCUACUGACAACUACGGUCUUUACAAAGCAUUUCUUCAAUUGGGCGCUGGUUUAUCAGUUGGUUUAAGUGGUUUAGCAGCUGGUUUUGCUGUUGGUAUUGUUGGUGAUGCCGGUGUACGAGGAACUGCUCAACAACCACGAUUGUAUGUUGGCAUGAUUUUAAUUCUAAUUUUCGCUGAAGUACUUGGUCUUUAUGGUCUGAUCGUAGCACUUAUUAUGACGACGAAAAAUCAACCCGGUUGCGAUUAA